This is a messenger RNA of Chaetomium fimeti, 1153 nucleotides long. RefSeq lists its product as uncharacterized. NCBI's taxonomy places the organism in Eukaryota, Fungi, Ascomycota, Sordariomycetes, Sordariales, Chaetomiaceae. The coding region runs from base 247 to 1080 and encodes 277 amino acids. The record is from RefSeq and is a predicted model, not a curated record. The transcript has a single exon.
CGGGGGAGCGGAACCUGUGUCUCACGGGUAUUUCCUUCUCACCAUCCGUGGGCUUUUGUCUGGUUUUGUUUCCUGUCCAUCCAACUUGUACACUCGUUGCGACGGCACCAGUCACUCGUUUACAGCCGAACGACGACAGUCCUUACCUGGGUAUUCCAACACCAUCACGAUCACUACGAGCAUCACUACUACGAGGAAUCAACAACCACUACAAACACAAGCAGACCGAAAACCAAAGAAGAAAAGAUGCCACGCCCAACGACCCUCUUCACCGCCGCCCUCGGGCCCCUCCUCGUGCUACUCGCCGCCGGCCCGGCCGCCGCCCGCACCGACUACGAGGGCUGCGUCUCCACCGAGCUGCCCGCCGCCCACAGCACCGUCUGGUACGUCCCCGGCACCGGCGAGCUGUGCGAGCCCGUCGACUGCGGCGGCGGCCGCGCCCCGCCCAAGACGGUCCCCGGCUGCCCGGCCUACAAGGGCACCGAGACGGUCGAGCCCAAGUUUUGGUCGGGGUUUGAGGAGGCGGUGGCUACGCCUGCGCCGGUGCCGACUGGUUCUGGGGGUGGUGAUGGGAAUGGGAAUGGUGGGGAUAAGGGGGAGGAUGAGGGUGAGGGUGAGGGUGGUGAGGAUGAUAAUGGGGGGCAGGGGGUGGGUGUUGGUGUGGGUGUGACGCCGGGCGGGGAGGCGAAGGGCACGAUUACGGUUACCCUCGGUGGUGGGGGGGCGGCGGCGUCGAGGACGGGGACAAAGACGAGGAGUGGUGAUGUGGAGGAGACGGGGGCGGCUGGGAAGGGUGUGGAUGAUGAUGAGGAUGAGGAGGAUGGGGAUGAUGCGGAGGCGUCGCCGUCUCCGUCGAGUGGUGGUGAGGGGGGCAAGAAGCCCAAGGCUACGCUGACCAAGGUUAUGACGGCUGUUGAGACGGUGGAUGGCGUGGUCAGGCCGGUGCCGACUAACCAUCCCGAGGGUGAUACGGCGCAUGUGACUGUCUCGACUGCUGGUGCGGUGCCCACGGGUGUUGUUGGGAAGGGAGUGUUUGGGGUUGUUGCGGGUGUAGCGGUCGCUGGAUUGGUGCUUGCCUAGGUUCGUUGGUUGAGUGGGAUAGCAGUGUCUGUGGGUUACUCGUAGUAGAUUAUAAUAGAAAUUGCCUCUCGGC